AUUUUGACGUUUGACAAUACAAAUGUUUUUUUGACGUCAGACUGCAUUUUCAGCAUUUCAUUGUUUACAAAAUUUAAUUGAAAGUAAUUUCGGUUGAGUGAUCCUUGAUUAAGCAUAAAAUAAGAUGUCUAUUGGAUCAGUUUAUGAAACUGCAUAUAGAGGAGACUUUAACCAAGUUAAAGUGAAGGUUGAUGAAGAUCAUGGAUUAAUAAAUGCACCAGACUCUAAUCAGCGACUACUUAUUCAUUGGGCGGCACUGGGUGGGAAUCAAAACUUGGUGGACUUUUUGUUGGAUUUAGGGAGUCCUGUUGAUCCUUUAGAUGACACCAAUUCAACUCCUUUAAUACUAGCCUCUUCAGCUGGAAGAGUGGAAGUAGUAAAGUUAUUGCUAAGCAAAAAAGCUGAUGUUAAUAAAAAGACAAGUAGAGGCCAGUCAUCUUUGCAUUAUGCCUGUUCAAAAGGUCAUGUAGAGGUAUCAAAGUUACUAUUAAACUUCGAUGCGAAUGUCAAUGAUGUUGAUGUUUUGAGUGCAACACCUCUACAUCGUGCUGCAGCACAAGGCAGAAACAAUAUUGUAGAACUCCUUUUGGCAUCACCUCAAAUAAAAGUUGAUAUGUGUGACUCUACGGGUUCAACACCUUUACAUAUAGCUUGUGAAGAAGACAGAGAAGCAGUGGCAUGCAUGCUGGUCAAAGCUGGAGCUGACUUAGAAAUAGCUAACAAAGAUAAGAAGACACCCCUUGACUUGUGUUCUGCUAAGUUGAGAAAUGUUUUGUCUACUUUGGUGAAAUAAAAAUAGUGUAUUGAUUACUUAAAUAAAACUAUUUGCGUAUAUAA
Messenger RNA from Spodoptera frugiperda (fall armyworm), 837 nucleotides. Its product is annotated as 26S proteasome non-ATPase regulatory subunit 10. NCBI's taxonomy places the organism in Eukaryota, Metazoa, Arthropoda, Insecta, Lepidoptera, Noctuidae. The coding region runs from base 125 to 793 and encodes 222 amino acids. Gene Ontology annotation, molecular function: protein binding. The transcript has 4 exons. The record is from RefSeq and is a predicted model, not a curated record.